GAUUCGGGCCGCCCCUCGACGCCCGGCGCUGGGAAACGUCGUGGAGGCCGUGCGUAGACCGCGGCGCUCAGCGGGUCCCGGGCCAGACAGCUCCGGGCCGCGCGUGGACCAGACUUUGCUCGGCAGUGUCCACGCCUUGCGCGGCCCUCGGACCCUCGCCUGGGCCUGCGUGCUGGGAGCGGGCUGCGACCCCCAGGGUCCAGUUCAGGCAGACAGCGAGGAGUGGGCGGGCCAGGGAGGACACGCGCGACACCUGGGAGGUGCCAGCCUCCUCCCUUGGACGCAGCGGCAGGGGCUCAGCUCCCCCCAGGGACACACCCAUCUAGGAGGGGCUGUCACCGCCAUAGUCUCUGCAGGAGGUGGAGGACUGAUAGACCUGCUGGAGGGAUGGAGGUUGCUUGGCCUGGCGCCCCCACAAGCCUGCUUUGUGACCUUGGGGGGGCCUUGUCUGAGCCCUCCCUCAUCUGCAAAUGGAGGACCUGGUGGGCUGCUAUGUUAACUCUUCUGCUACCUAUAGGAAGGAGCCUGACCUGCAGGUUUCUCAGCGCCAGCCUCACUUUUCAUGUAAAGAAACAAGCAAAGCCAUUCCUGCCUUCGUUCCAUCCUGAAGUGCUUGACAAGUACCCCCAGACCACCCCUGUCAGAUUCUCCUCAAUGUUCCCUGCUGGCCUGGUUCAUGUGUGCUGAGGACCAGGCCAAGCACAGGUUCAGUCCAAGGAAAGAUGGCAGCCCUUCACACAACUCCAGACUCCCCAGCUGCCCAGCUGGAGAAGGUAGAGGAUGGGUCGCAGUGUGAUCCUGACCAGGAGGAGGAGGAAGAAACAAAACAGGAAGAAGUAGAGGAGGAGGAAGAGAUAGAAGUGGAAGAAGAGGAGGAGGAUGCAGAGGUGGAGGCCGAAAUGCAGGUUGAGGAGGCCAAGGGGCAGGUGGAGGUGGUGGCAGAGGUGGAGGCGGAGGAGGACAAUGACGUGGAGGAGGUACUGGCUGCAGAGCGGGGUCCAGCCUUGGGGACCCAGGAGCAACUUAACUACCAUGGUGACACCAAGUCCCCAGUUCUUCAGGAAAAGGCCCCGCAGGCCUCCCAGACUCCAGCCACUCCUAGGGAAGAAGAACUGGAGGAGGAGGAAGAGGAGGAGGAAGAUGAAGAGGAUUUCCUGACAACUGGGUCUCAGGGGCUGGUGACCUUUGAAGAUGUAGCUGUGUACUUCUCCCUGGAGGAGUGGGAAAAGCUGGAUGUGGAUCAGCGGGGCCUCUACCAGGAAGUCAUGCAGGAGAACUAUGGUAUCCUGGUGUCCUUGGGGUACCCAAUCCCUAAGCCAGACCUCAUCUUCCGGCUGGAACAAGGGGAAGAACCUUGGGUCCCAGAUAGUCCCCGUCCUGAGGAGGGAGACAUCGUCACUGGCGUCUACACAGGAGCCUGGUUCUGGACCGACGACCUAGAGGAUCAUGAGGAGGAAGAUGAUGAGGACUUCCUGGCAGAAGUGGCUGAGGAGGAAAAUGAGCCUCCAGGGCUGUGGUCAGCGGCCUAUGGCGUUGGGGACGUCCCUGGGACAUGGGGUCCCGACGACUCUGAUUCGGCACAGACUCCAGAGGGGUGGGAGCCUGACUCAGGUAGCCUCGGAGUACUGGCCGAGGCAUCCGAGGGGAAGACCUUCCUGUCUGGCCGGGAGCCCAGCACAAACCUGCUGGCGCCUUGGGCAUUUCCUGCAGCAAUGGCUGCCCCGGCUGGGCGUCCUGAGACAACAUGCGAUGUGUGCGGCAAAGUGUUCCCCCAUCGGUCUCGACUGGCUAAACAUCAACGCUACCACGCGGCUGUCAAGCCCUUCGGCUGUGAUGAGUGUGGGAAGGGCUUCGUAUACCGCUCGCACCUGGCUAUCCAUCAACGCACGCACACCGGCGAGAAGCCCUUCCCGUGCCCGGACUGCGGCAAGCGCUUUGUGUACAAGUCACACCUGGUCACGCACCGGCGCAUCCACACAGGCGAACGGCCCUACCGCUGCGCCUUCUGCGGCGCGGGCUUCGGACGCCGCUCCUACCUGGUGACGCACCAGCGCACGCACACCGGCGAGCGCCCCUACCCGUGUCCCCACUGCGGGCGCAGCUUCAGCCAGAGUUCGGCGCUCGCACGGCACCAGGCUGUACACACAGCCGACCGGCCGCACUGCUGCCCUGACUGCGGCCAGGCCUUCCGCCUCCGUGCGGACUUCCAGCGUCACCGGCGCGGUGGCGGCUGUGCAGAGCCUGUUGGCGACGUUUCUCGACGGGAACCCUGCGAGACGGUGGCCGAGGCGGCGCCAGAGGAAGCCGAGGCUGAUCCAGAGCGCCCUGAGGCAGGCGAGGCGGAGACUGAGGCCAAGGCCGAAGCGGAGGUGAGAGAGGAGGCUGCGGUGGAGUCGGAGGUGCCCACCCCAAGGAACAAGCAGGACCCCGAGCCAGACAGGCGGUUCCUCGAGCUGGGCAACGGGCUGGGGGAGGGCGAAGGCCCUUCCCAUCCGCUCGGCUUCCACUUUCCUGUGCACCCCAAGUCCUGGCUCCACCCCGAAGGCUUCCCGAUCUUGGGCCUCCCGGACUUCGGGGAGCGGCUGCCAGCGGACAGGCGUCCGCUGCCGGGACCCCUCGGAGGUCCCCUCUCCAUGGUGGAGGGCACUGGUUUGGCCUGCGAUCCUUUUGGCCGUGGCAGAGCCCGGGGCGGCCGGUUGCGCGCGUUCGGGCCUGCAGUCGGGGGUUUGCUGGCGGAACCGGCGCCAGCCGCUCUAGCCGAGGAGGAGAGCCCGUGGAUCUGUUCCGACUGUGGCAAGACAUUUGGGCGCCGCGCUGCGCUGGCCAAGCACCAGCGUUAUCACGCGGGUGAGCGACCACACCGCUGCGCCGACUGCGGCAAGAGCUUCGUUUACGGCUCUCACCUGGCACGCCACCGGCGCACGCACACCGGCGAGCGGCCCUUCCCGUGCCCCGAGUGCGGCGCGCGCUUUGCGCGCGGCUCGCACCUGGCAGCGCACGUGCGAGGUCACACGGGCGAAAAGCCCUUUGUGUGCGGUGUGUGUGGCGCGGGCUUCAGUCGGCGUGCUCACCUAACGGCACAUGGGCGUGCGCACACGGGCGAGCGCCCCUACGCGUGCGGUGAGUGCGGCCGCCGCUUCGGGCAAAGCGCGGCGCUGACGCGGCACCAGUGGGCGCACGCUGAGGAGAAGCCUCACCGCUGCCCCGACUGCGGCAAGGGAUUCGGCCACAGUUCGGACUUCAAGCGGCACCGGCGCACACACACUGGCGAGAAGCCCUUCCGCUGCGCGGACUGCGGCCGUGGCUUUGCACAGCGCUCCAACCUGGCCAAGCACCGGCGCGGCCACACGGGCGAGCGGCCCUUCCCGUGUCCCGAGUGCGGCAAGCGCUUCUCGCAGCGCUCGGUGCUCGUGACGCACCAGCGCACGCACACUGGCGAGCGGCCCUACGCCUGCGCCAACUGCGCGGAGCGCGGCAGCACCCUGCUGGAGUUCGCAGGCGGGACGAGCUUCGGCUCUGAGCCAUCGGCCGCGUUCUCCCGGCCCUCAGGCUCCUACGAGGAGAGCGUCCUGUGAGGGGCCGAGGCCGACUGAAGCGCAGCCUGCGAGGCCACCGGGUGCUCCCCGGGGUGGCUCGGGCACAGGCCAGCCUCUCGCUCCUCUGGCCUAGGAGGCUGAGGAUCCCAGUCCUGGGUGCGGUGCCUUCUCUCAGUUCCUGGCGCGCCGGCCCCCGCCCCACAGCCUCGGGUUUCUCUCCCAUUGGCCUAGAAGACCUGGCCUUUGCGCUGGAGCCUCGGACGGAGGCGUGGAGAGCAGGGAGAGAAGAGCAACGCAUGGAGGCGGCUAGGGACGGGGCGGCCACCCCGACAAGGACUGCGACGCCCCUGGUUCUGUGCUGCGAAGCAAAGCGGUAGGGACAGCAGGCAGUGCUAUUUAUUUUACUCAGAUUCCAAUUUGGGUGGCCCAGGGAACAAGUGACUUACAAGUUUGUAACCGGGUUUUACAGGAAGGGAGGGAAACCCUUCUGUCAAAGGGGAGGGAGGGGUGGACGAGGGAAGAGCAUCUGGCUGCUCCUGCAGGUCAGUGCUGGUGUCUGGGCUGCCAGUGGGUUUUGGCUAGCGACUCCUUCUCUUUCCUCAGUGGGAGAUUCAGGGGCCUUCUGGUCAUUCGAGUAGGUCCAGAGAGUUUAAGAACUGCGCCUGUGGGGAGGGGAAGCCUUUUAAGUUUCUGAAGGACAGUCUUCCUCCUUAACCUGGGUGGAUGGAGAUGCACUUAGAAAAGCUUUCCUUCUGUUGACCGGGAAAAUUUAUUUCCAUCUUUGUGUGGCCAGAAGAAUCUGGGAGGAGAAAAAGCCUGAAACCAAAUUUGUGACCAGGGUGUAUAGGUUACAGGUGUUUCCAGGGUCCCUAGAGAGUUGAAGCAUAUUCUCUGGUCACUAACUCUCCUCACCCCACAGAAUACAGGGUCAGCCUGGCUCUAGCUAAACUUGUUGCAUUUUCUACUCAGCUUCCAUAGGUACUUACCUCUGGCAGCUGGAGGUGCCAUAUUCACCCAGACAUCUCCGGGGUGCCCUGUGCAGACUCUCAUAGGCUUGGACCCCAGCUUUCAAUUCCCUGGGCUACAGGUGGAUACAUCGAGCCCCAUUCUGCUGAGCACAACCCUUUACACUGCAACUGAGGUUUGUCAAAUGCCAUGAUAAGGGCUCUACGACAUCUACAGGUCUCGAACUGUUUCUUUCAUUACACUAGAAACAAGUGGUGUUUCUGUUUAAUUCAUGUUUCGCAGAUCAGUCAUGGAAACACUGCAGGUCUCAUGGUUCACACAGUGGCUGUCAGCAUCUGAGGGGGUAGAGGAAGACACACCCAUGGCUUGGUGACAAACCGAGCACCCAACUAUGCAAGGCCUCUGCCUGUGGCAGCCCAUCAUCCCCCCUCAGGGCCAUUGAGAGCUACUGGGCAGGUGGCCAAGGCAUGGCUCGUUCAAGUCCUCCCUUCCUUGCUUUUUGGGCCAGUGUGAGUGAGUGGGGCCAGAAAACAUACUGAAGCAACUGCAUUCCCUUUUAGACCUAGUUCCUUACGUUUUAGUGUAGACAUGGCCUUGGGGGCUAAGGGCCAGCAGCAAGGCUGCUAGGGACUGGGGCGGGGUAGGAGGCACAGUAGUAGGUGGGUGGGAAGAGGGCCUGGGUGGUGAUGGUAAGAGUUAGCCCGGCUGGGUAAGUUGGGUGGGGAGGUGAGGGAGGCCAGGGUUACAGGGAGGCAGGUCCCAGGAGUGCUGGGUGAUGACCUCUCUGUUCUGGUUUCUCCUGUAUAUGUGGGACAGAGCCCCAGAAAGGGCCAAGGACAGGGUGGGCUGGGAGAGCUCAGGGCAUCUCAGGCCUAUCCCCAUGUGGCUAGGGUCUGGCACUGUCCCCAACCCUCUUGGAUCACAGCUGCUGUUGCCCUGCAGCUGUCAGCAGGAGUACCUAGCUUUAAUAAAGAGUGAAGAAACAAGC
Tupaia belangeri chinensis (Chinese tree shrew) is the source of this 5490-nucleotide messenger RNA. RefSeq names its product zinc finger protein 316 (gene ZNF316). Gene Ontology annotation, biological process: regulation of transcription by RNA polymerase II. The coding region runs from base 723 to 3575 and encodes 950 amino acids. The record is from RefSeq and is a predicted model, not a curated record. Gene Ontology annotation, molecular function: DNA-binding transcription factor activity, RNA polymerase II-specific; sequence-specific DNA binding. Gene Ontology annotation, cellular component: nucleus. The transcript is spliced from 9 exons. NCBI's taxonomy places the organism in Eukaryota, Metazoa, Chordata, Mammalia, Scandentia, Tupaiidae.